GUGUUCUUCUUCAUAUGAUACAAACUAGUAUAAGAGCUUGGCUUCUCAAACCAUUUUUAUUCUCUCUUACAAAAAAAAAAAAUGGAUUACAAGGUAUCAAGAAUUGGGGAGAUAGUAGAAGAAGAUUCAGACAAGAUUGAUUUGCCACCUGGUUUUAGAUUUCACCCAACAGAUGAAGAACUCAUAACUCACUAUCUAAGACCAAAGGUUCUAAACUCUUUCUUCUCUUCUUUAGCCAUUGGUGAAGUUGAUCUUAACAAGGUCGAGCCUUGGGACUUGCCAUGGAUGGCUAAGAUUGGGGAGAAAGAGUGGUACUUCUUCUGCGUAAAAGACCGGAAAUACCCGACCGGUUCAAGGACGAACCGGGCUACAAAAUCCGGUUAUUGGAAAGCAACUGGUAAAGAUAAAGAGAUCUUCAAAGGGAAAACUUUAGUUGGUAUGAAGAAAACUUUGGUUUUUUACAAAGGAAGAGCUCCUAAAGGAGUUAAAACCAAUUGGGUUAUGCAUGAGUAUCGAUUAGAAGGCGAAUUCGCCAUCGAUGAUCUCCCUAAAACCGCUAAGAACGAAUGUGUUAUAAGUCGUGUGUUUCAUAAACGGGCUGAUGGUACAAAGAUGCAUAUAUCGGGUUUAAUGUUCGGUUCAGGGGUUAACAAAUUUGAACCGGUUGGUUUACCUCCGUUGAUGGAUUCUUCUCUAUAUCUUAAGAACAGAGAAGACUCUUUGUCUUUGUUUUCUCACGUGACCUGUUUCUCCGACCAAACAUAUGACGACAAAAGUCUUGUGUCUGAUCCUCUGUUACUGCAAGAAGAUUCUUCUAUACUGAAGAUGUUGCUUGACAAUGAAGAAACACAAUUCAAGAAGAAUCUUCAGAGUUCCGGUUCAUCGGAGAGUGGACUAACCGCGAGUUCUUGGCAUGGUCAUACUCCUUAUUCGAGUGGUCCGGUGAAUCUUGAUUGUGUUUGGAAUUUCUGAAUUUGGGAAAUUGGAACAUUAAAAAUUGGAGUAUGGGAAACAAAUCAUUAGGGGGGGUAUAGGGUUUAACAAUAUAUUUGUUAUGUGUUUGCUUUAGAUUCUUGAUUUUGAAAGACUCUUAAGAUAUACAAAUGUGAAUAUUGAAAGAUUCUUGUAACAUUUUGUAAAAAAAAGAACCAUUGUACAGUAGUUGAAAUCUACUCUCUUACAUGUUA
Molecule: messenger RNA, 1187 nt
Organism: Capsella rubella
Lineage: Eukaryota; Viridiplantae; Streptophyta; Magnoliopsida; Brassicales; Brassicaceae
Product: NAC domain-containing protein 59
Exons: 3
Coding region: 82-972 (296 amino acids)
Biological process (GO): regulation of DNA-templated transcription
Molecular function (GO): DNA binding
Source: RefSeq, a predicted model, not a curated record